AUGUCCUGUGUCUGUGGAGCAAGUCUUACUCUGCUUGUCAAUGGUAGCAAGACUCAGACUUUCUCUCCUUCAAGGGGCAUCAGGCAAGGGGACCCUAUGUCCCCUUACUUAUUCAUUCUCUGUUUAGAGCAUUUAUCUAUUAAGAUCAAUAAGCAAGUGGAGGACAGGAAGUGGAAAGUCUUCAAGAUCAACAGAAGAGCCCCGAUUAUUUCCCAUCUCUUCUUUGCGGAUGAUCUGAUCUUAUGCGCAAAAGCUUCUGUCAAUAAUUGCAACAUCAUCAAUACUGUUCUUUCUGAUUUUUGUGCUGAUUCUGGACAAGUUAUCAACCAUGCCAAAUCAAAAAUUUUAUUCUCCCAAAACACUCCGGUGGAAGACAGAGCUAGCAUUUGUGGAUCCCUUAAUAUUCACGAAGCUGAUGAUUUUGCCAUCCCUGUCCAACAUCAUGGUACCAGCAGCGAUUGCUUGUGCUGGAGCCCCUCCUCUGAUGGCAAAUUUAAGUUGGCUGAUGCUUACCAAAUUGCCAAAAAGGGGGAUCACAAUGUGCAUAAUAACUGGAGUUGGAUUUGGAAAGUGCCUUGUUAUCCCAAGAUUCAACAUUUCAUCUGGAUUUUAAGACAUCAGAGACUGGUCACUAGGUGCUAUUUAAAACACAUUGGUGUGUCUCCUGAUGAUUCUUGCCCCCUUUGCAACCAACUCCCAGAGACCCUUGACCAUCUCUUUAGAAGUUGCAAUGCCGCCUCUUCUAUUUGGAAUCAGCUCAACCCUCCUGCUGCCUGUUUUUCUUCUGGUGAUUUCUCUUCCUGGAACAGCAAAAUCUUUGACUCAAACAAAGUGUGGACUGAUCCCAUCACUUUCAUCAUUAAUGCUGCUGCUGAGUUCUUCGCUCUCUUGCCUCAUCAGUGGUUGAUGAACCAGCUGGGGAUUCUUCGACUGAACCACACCCUGAGGGAGGGCAACCAAGUUGCUGACCAACUGGCUAAGGCAGCCACUUCUCUGGAGCAGAAUUUCUAUAUCUACAAUGCUGUUCCUAAUUUUAUUUCAAACCUUUUACUUGCGGAUUUGAUGGGAACGUACUUUCCCAGAACUGUCUUUGUUGGGAGUAAUUCCCAAACUCCUUCUGAUAGAACUACUUUUGUUGGGAGCAAUUCCCAUGCUUAUUUUGACAUGGCUUCUUUCAAUACUUCUGUUGAUGAAAGAUUAGCCCAUGAUGAUGUAACUGUUACUUAA
Corchorus olitorius is the source of this 1227-nucleotide messenger RNA. The record is from the annotation of a GenBank genome assembly. Lineage: Eukaryota; Viridiplantae; Streptophyta; Magnoliopsida; Malvales; Malvaceae.